GGGAGCCUGCAACAUGCCCAAUGUAUAAUGACUUACAUACAAUAUGCAGAUUAGUGGUCAAGGGAUAAAGCAAUUGCAGGAGCUGAUCAUAUGUAGCAAGCAAGAAACGUGUAUGUUGGGCAGGGGGGUUGUUUAUGAAGGAAUGAUGCCUGUUCUGAGCUUUGACUAAUAAGGGACAAGCUGAAAUGCAUUUCUUCGUGAUACAGCCAGAGCCAGCUUGCUGAAAAGAGAAUGAAGGUACAGAGGCUAGAGGUUCUCCCCUCUCUGCAGAGUAUGUUCCAGCUCCUCUCCCACUGCUGGUCGCGGCUGCAGGCAAUACAGGAACCAAUCAGGAAAGUGACCCUCCUUGUCAUGGGCCUGGACAAUACAGGGAAAACCUCCCUCAUAACGGAGAUACAGAGAGUGCUCUCGUGUGAGGUGCUCCCCACAACAAAGCCUAACCAGACAGAACUCAGAGUGGACCGGUUUGAAGUCUCCCUUGUCGACCUAUCCAGAGGGCAGAGGUCGUGGGGCACAUGGCGUAAUCACUAUGGUGACGCUCACGGGAUUAUCUUUGUUCUGGACUCCAGCAACGUGCUGCGGAUGGAAGAGGCCAAGAGAACCUUGGGCCAUCUUCUGGCUCACCCUAGGAUUUCAGGGAAGCCCCUGUUACUGCUGGCCAAUAAACAGGACAAGGUUGAUGCCCUCCUCCCAUGUGAGCUGAUCGAAUGCCUGUCCCUGGAGAGGCUUGUGAAUGAAAACAAGUCACUGUGCCGCAUCGAGCCAUCUUCAGCAACCAAAAGUCUCCAUAAAAGCCAGUCCCGGACCAUCCUGCAGGGACUCCGCUGGCUUCUGCACACCAUUGCCAUCAACUACAGUGUCCUGAGUGCCCGGGUGCAACAAGACAGCCUUGACCAGAAAGCCCCCCGAGAGCAAGAGGCUCCCAGGAGAGCAACACGGGCCCACAGCCAGACACGGGGGGAGAGGGUGUUGCUGGCCAGAACGGACAGUUCCCAAGAAGGAAGUGCCAAGAUAGGGGAGUACAAACCACUACAGCCCAUCCAGAACAUCCUCUCACAGGAGGAAGGCCAAAAGAUACCCAAGAGAAGGAGAAAGAAAGGGAAAGUGAAGAAGAAUGGGUUGGUGCAGUGUGGGAGCAUGGCUGAUGAAAAGGAAGAGAAAGCUGGGGGAGGAGAAAACAGAGCAAGUGCUGCAGUUGGGCUCCUCCACAGCAACAGAGUUGGCCUGGAGAAACCACUCCCCCAGGGGACAACUCGUCUCCCAGCAGGGCAGAGCAUAAAGAAGAAAAAGAAGAAAAUUAAAAAUAAAAUCAAGUCCCAGGAGUCCUCACUGGAGCCACAGAAUGAAGGAAUCUCGGGUACCUUUGGUCAGUAUUUCCCAGGUGAAGUGUGUAUGCAGGAGGGGAUGCUGUACAUCCGCUGUAUAUGUUCCUGCAAAGAGUGGAAAGGGUUCGAUCUGCUGUCGUCUGUGCUUCUUGGAUCAGGAAAGCUUGUGAAAUGUUAUGGCCCGUAUUGCGUCAAGUUACUGGUGGAUUUCAAACUGACCAUGGGGAAUCCUCUUUGCAGGCUUCAGAGUGGUAGCCAUGUUAGUCUGUAUCAACAAAAAGAACGAGGAGUCCUUGUGGCACCUUAGAGACUAACACAUUUAUUUUAUUUAUUUAAUGCUGUUUGCAUUCAGUCUCUUCCCCCAACUUGCUGCUGGCCUGAGGAAUGUUGG
Gopherus flavomarginatus (Mexican gopher tortoise) is the source of this 1716-nucleotide messenger RNA. It is a transcript of the gene ARL13A, whose product is annotated as ADP ribosylation factor like GTPase 13A. Gene Ontology annotation, molecular function: GTP binding; GTPase activity. Gene Ontology annotation, biological process: receptor localization to non-motile cilium; non-motile cilium assembly. Gene Ontology annotation, cellular component: ciliary membrane; non-motile cilium. The record is from RefSeq and is a predicted model, not a curated record. The transcript has 9 exons. NCBI's taxonomy places the organism in Eukaryota, Metazoa, Chordata, Testudines, Testudinidae. Bases 232 to 1632 code for a protein of 466 amino acids.